Molecule: messenger RNA, 1624 nt
Organism: Monopterus albus (swamp eel)
Lineage: Eukaryota; Metazoa; Chordata; Actinopteri; Synbranchiformes; Synbranchidae
Product: serine/threonine-protein phosphatase 2A 55 kDa regulatory subunit B beta isoform-like
Exons: 2
Coding region: 1261-1596 (111 amino acids)
Cellular component (GO): protein phosphatase type 2A complex
Molecular function (GO): protein binding; protein phosphatase regulator activity
Source: RefSeq, a predicted model, not a curated record
AGGCACGUAGGACAGCGUGUGUCUGCCAUUGUAGAGUAGUGCUGUGUUCAUUGUGUCUGUCCCUCUUUGUGUGGCUGGCCAGGGGAUCAUGGCAACCUGGAGUACAGGCCGGCAGUGUGGCAAUCCUAUUUAGAGGCUAUGAAAUCUGUUCGGGGAGAGAAAGCAUAGGAGGAGAACCUCAGAAAUAUUCAUCCAAAAUGCAGCCAAAAAUAAAAUUACUUUUUUAAAGCAGGAUUAUCUCAUUUUAAAAUAUUCCUUUUUACAUACUACAAUAAAGAGGAUUUAUUAGGUCAUUGUGAAGGUAUAGGGGCAGGCUGAACAGCUUAGCUGUCUGUGUUUGGGGGUUAUGGGUUAAUGUGAUCUGUGUCUCUCUGGACAUCCAGUGAAAGACAUGGAAAUGAAGUGACACCCGUGGAGAUACAGCAGCCUGCUGGGCUGCCAUGUCUCUGUCAGUGCCAGCGAUGGACGAGAGGAAAAAAGGAAGAAGCAGUCAAUUUGUUCUCUUUGCUCCCUCCCCACCUGUCUCUCUUUGUCUGGGUGUUAUCUGACCAAUGGGGGGGCUGCAUGCAGACUGGUGCUGGGCAUCUUUGAAGCCUGAGCAGCACAGUGUAACUGUGUCUGUUUAUGUUUGUAUAUGUGUGUGUGAGAGAGAGAGAGCUCAUCUUAAUUCUGCAUAGUUCUGUUAUCAUUCCUCAGCAGGGCCUAGCGAUACCCUCGGGUCAUCUCUGUUUCCACCUCCUUCGUUUUCUCUCUCUUUUUUGCUAUUUCUUUGACAGACACACAAAAAACAGAGCAAGGGUAGCUUCUUCAGUGCUUCCAUGAGAGAGAGAAAGAGCGAGAGAGAGAGAGAGGGGGGUGUGAUCACUGAGCAGCCGUGUAGCAAACAGAUAAUCACAGUCUGAUUGAACCACCUCAUCAAACAGCCCUGGAGCCCCUCAGUCACUCUAGCUGUUUCAUUAAGAUUUGUGGAGUAAAUGUCAUAUGAAUUCCUGGAGUCAUUUCAUUGUAGCUCACACACACAAAAUUCAUUUAAGCAAACAAAUUAUGUGCACACAUUUUCACACAUGCACAGAUACAUAUCUAGGAAGGCCUUUAGGAAACCAGCAUAAAAGUACAUCAAAUGUUGAAUCGGUGCUGCAAAACCCAUCAAGGCCUUCAACAUAAAUAUUUUUUCCUGCAUUUUUUUCUGUGAUUAUUUACAUUUAGUUUUGCCUUUUCUGUUGGACCCAUCUUCACCCCUAGGUGCCAGUGCUGCAGCCCAUGGACUUGAUGGUUGACGCUACAGCCAAGCGUGUUUUCAGCAAUGCCCAUACCUACCACAUCAACUCUAUCUCUGUCAACUCUGACCUUCAGACGUUCAUCUCUACUGAUGACCUCAGGGUAAACCUGUGGAACCUGGAGAUCACUGACCGCAGCUUCAACAUUGUGGACAUCAAGCCGGCCAACAUGGAGGAGCUGACGGAAGUGAUCACCUCAGCGGAGUUUCAUCCCCAGCAGUGUCACACCUUUGCCUACAGCAGCAGCAAGGGGUCAAUACGCCUCUGUGACAUGAGACAGGCUGCACUCUGUGACAAACACUGCAAAUGUAAGUAUUGAUAAAGGACAUGAUGGAGGUUUUAUUUAU